CGGGGAGAGGUGUGAGACAGUGUGAUAUUGGUAUAACGAGCACAUUUGCAUGCCGUCAGCAGUCGCAGCCAGCUUUUUCCCCAGGCUCUGCCAGGUGGCCGCGCUCCGCAGGAUUCAUGGCAGAGAGAGAAGCACCCGUUCCCAAGAUGCUGGCACCCUGCCUUCUGAGAAGAGUGGUCCUUACAGUUCCUUUCGUUCUUGUGGCUGCACUACUCCUCAUGGAGCCUGUUAGAUCUGAUCAAGAAGCAGGAACAGCCAUACCAGCUGAAAGCCGCCCCUGUGUUGAUUGCCAUGCGUUUGAGUUCAUGCAGAGGGCUCUACAGGAUUUAAAGAAGACAGCAUAUAAUUUAGACACACGGACAGAAACUCUGCUUCUUCAGGUGGAAAAGAGAAAUCUGUGUGACUGUGUAGCUGCAAAUCUGCUGAACUGAAUCCAGGAGGCCAACUGUAUCACCUGUUCAGCGGUUUUUAAAAUGCAGCUGUAUAAAAUACAGCUUUAUGGGGUUCAUGUUGCAAGCACGUACACCCCACUGUACUGGGAUACUGGGGGGUUGUGUCUAAUGUAUUUGUCUGUUCUGGUUAUUUUUAUUUAUUUAUUUAUUUAUUUAUUUUUAAGUCCUCUUUUCAUAUCCAAUGGGUUGCCAGUAAGGGCUCAGUUCGGUAAAUCUGCUACUUGGCAUUAGAGCGGGAGGGGGGAAAUUUACAUGCUUUGAUUUUUAAAUCAGAGUUGGCCAAGUGUAACCCACAGGAUAAAUAUGGCCAGCGGUGCUCUAGAGACAGCAGCAGCUGGUUUUGGUCUCUAAUAUGAGCAUACCUCUGUGGCAACUUCCCCAAUUAUAUUGAGACAGGUAAUUGUGGUCUCUGUAGGUUUUGCCUGUUUAUUAAAGAUGAUGGAAGUCCUUUCUGUUUGUUGUCUGUGCUGUGGCCACGUUCAGGCAUCUUGUAGUUAUAUCAGCUGAAAGAGGCAUGUGUUACGAGGAGGUAUACGUGUGCUGUACUUGGACCAAAACAGCUUAUACCUUUGUGCUGAAUUUCUGACAUGCCAUGUAAGAGUGUUGUCUUCUUUAAUUAAAACCUUUAAUUUCUUACCCUUCUUCCCUGGACACUCCAUUCUUAACCCACCAUAUCUCUAAAUAACUCCAUCCUAGCAGAUCAAAUGGGAAGAGCAAAAAAAGGAGAAUAAGACCAUGACUUUGCAGCCUUGCUGGCAGCCUUUCCAGAAGGCCAAAACCUCUCCAGUUGAAUUUGGAAGAAGGUUCCUGCCUGUGGCCUUAACUCUUUAACUAAACCAGUGUAACUUUAAUGGGAGUGGAUGAGAGAGGUGACACAAAUACUGCUCUGCCAGGUGCUGGGCUGCCUUUAGAGGGCUUCAGCUGAUCCUGGUUAUAGCAGAAUGCUUUCUCAGAGUUUCUUGGCUUUUCUAGCAGUUGGGUCUUCCCUGUCUUGUUCUAGCUUGGCUUUGUUCCUCUGCUUUGCUCUGGACCUGCUGUGGCUCUCCUCUCAGUGCAACCUUCCAGUCUGGCACUGGCCUCUCUCUAGGCCCAGGAAUCUCCUGGUGAACGCCUGAUACUCUUCAGGUCUGCAGUCCCCUCAGAUCCAACUGAUAGCACUGCAGGAGUAAUACGUGGUGUUCCCACUACUGUGGGGUGAGGGCACGUGGUGCUGAGCAACACCGGUAUCUCAUUCCCUGUCUGGUGAAGGUGCUGAGAGUAAGGGCCUGCUUUUACCUGAGAAGCCAGCGUUCCCAUAGUGGAACCUGGAGGGAGUCCCAGAAGAGUGCACAUGGUAAAAAGCCAGCUCCCAAAGCUCAGCUCGUUGGUGGCCCACCAUGGUGCUGUAAGCUCACCAGCUUGGUUUAGGUGUGGGCAGGAACCCACACAGCUAACAUGGCACACAGUUCUCAAAAAGGGUUGGCAGGGGGGCCUGGGAAUUGCACCCAGCAACCAGAAUUGGUUCUGGGCAAGUGAACAGAAACUUUUAAUGGAUUUGAAUACGUAUGUUCGGGUUUCAUAUGACACAGUGACAAGAGCGAAGGCCAUUUUUAUAAAGCAAAAGAAAACAGCAAAACCAGGCAAACUGCUGACGAAGGCAACUAGAAUAACCCAUACUCACAAAGAACAUUCUUGAGUCUUCAAUCUGGACAAGAGAUGGCUGAAGAAGGAGAUGAUAUAAACUUACAAAAUCAUGAGUGACCAGAGAACAACUGUUUGCUGUCACCUCCCAAGCAAGAAGUGGGGCACAGUGAACUGAAACCAGCUGGUGACACAAUAAGAGCAAAUAGAAGGAUGAUGCUCUUGACCUACUGCGUGUUUAAGUUGUAGAAGUCCUCAUUGCAGAAUGUUGCUCAUCCUAAAAAUUUAAAUGCGUUUAAAAAGCAGCUGUUCAGACUCAUGCCUGAAAAUCCUAUGGCAAAAUGUUAAAUAUAAAAAUGACAACUUAGAUUCAGAAGGUUCCUGAACCACAAGUUCUUACAGGUUAACAGCACUUUAGGAAGCCCCUGUAGUUGCCCUGGUUUUAUACUUUUCCCGACAUUUAAUAAUGGUCUGUGCCAAUGAUAAGACACUGGCCUUACAAGGAUCUUUGGUGUGGUCUGGUGAGGUUGUGUAUGUGUAGAAAUGAACUGCUUCCUCAACUCAUAAAGCAAACCCCCUCCCAGUGCUCCAGAGAGCCACACGUUUUAUCCCUUCAACACAAACACCUCCAGAAAGCCUCAAAUUCUGGGUUUCCCCAUUGUCCAAGGACAGGCACCAUUAAGUAGGCCAGUGGCCCUGCUUCUGUAGCCUGGUACACUGCAGAGACUGCUCCAAAGCCAGGAGUCUUUCGCUCCUUUAUGAAGUGAAAGAAAUGGAACUUCACAUUUGCCUGCUUCCAGGAAUAAGCUAUAUAAUUAUGCAAAUAUUAAGGUCUCUUUUUGUACUGUACAAACCCAUUCCUAUCUAGCAUUCAUUCCCUGCCCUAUGGCCUUACAAUGAAAAAUGGAAGUUUGGGGUUGGAAACAAUUAGUACAAACAGGCUGACCUCUUCCCAUCAUACUUAAAACUCACUAUUGCCACUCAGUAUCCUAUAAGAAGUUAUUUGAUUUUAUUUUUUUUUACUCAAAAUCCAACAAUCUCCAUUAAAUCCAAACUGUUUUAUAUGUAUUUGAUAAGGCCAUCAGAACACGCAUGCAUCCUUCUCACUGUACAUCUUGUCCCAUUUCAUUCCCUGUACUGCAUUAUGUGGUUUGUCUCUUGCUUUGUGACUGCACUGAAAGCUGUUUGGGACAAAGAAGUUGUUAAUAGCACUGGAUGGUGGCCACCACACCUUCAGGUGUUGUGAACUUAUUAAAUAAAAAUCAAAAUGUAAAAUA
Anas platyrhynchos (mallard) is the source of this 3349-nucleotide messenger RNA. RefSeq names its product NELL2-interacting cell ontogeny regulator 1. Lineage: Eukaryota; Metazoa; Chordata; Aves; Anseriformes; Anatidae. The record is from RefSeq and is a predicted model, not a curated record.